AUGAAUGCUCCGGUUGCUACUGAACGCAAAUCAUUUUUACCCUUACGAUUACCAUCAAAAACAAUUAUAGAAUCUGGCAGUGUACCUAUUACGCAUCGGCAAACAACAGCUGUUGCAACGCCAAUGACAUUGACUGUGGAAAACGAUACGAAAUCAUUAUUUGCAGUUGGCGAUCGUGUUUUAAUAAAUGGACUAAAAAGUGGUACACUCCGUUAUGUUGGCGUAGUAAAAUUUGCUCAAGGCCUGUUUUGUGGCAUUGAACUUGAUGAGCCCGAUGGUAAACAUGAUGGACUAGUGAACAACAUUCGAUAUUUUCAAUGUAAAACAAAUCAUGGCAUAUUUGUACCGCAAGAUAAAGUUAUCUUGAUAUCUCAAGGUCGAACGACUUCAACAUCACGAAUAAUUAGUCGUUUACAACCACCGAAAAUGACACGUUCAUUAACACUGCCAUCGUCGAUGAAUAGAAAACUACAACCAAUUCAAAUAAAAUCAUCUCCGACAUCAAAUCAUUUACCAGAUAUUAUUCCAAAUACUUCAAAUUCUAUCCAAUCGAUGACAACAAAUGAGCAACCAAUUGUAUCUGACAAUCAUGAAACGGUCCGAUUAACAAUAGAAACAAACACGAUGAUGGAACCGUUAUCAGUAACAAAUGAUGAAUCUUUAGAAACCGAUUUCACAGACAGUGUUUCAUUAAUUUUACAUCAACUUCAACAAGAACAAAAAGCUUUCUUUAGUCAACCAUCUACUUCAACAAUAGCCAGCGAAGAAGGUACGAUAGACGAUGAGAGUGACGAUGAUGAGGAUGAUGAUGAUACAGAUGGAUUAGAUAGUGAGAGUAUUGCCGACUCAGCGAUGAGUGAACAAGUACAAUCAAUACCUUCGUUACCAUCGACAAAAUCCAUUCAAACAGAUUUAUCAUUUGAUAUAAAAGAUAAUAUAACAUUUGUGAAAAAUAAUUUAUUAAAGUCGAAAUCAAUGUCAAUUUCAAAUAAAUCAUUAGUUGGUUCGAUAAAAUCAGUAACUAAACCAAAAAUAAAUACUCAGGAAAAUAACGUGAUGAAUGGCAAUGUAAAAAGAGAAAGUUUACCAGCUCAUGUUGCAGUAGUAAAAAAAGGUUUCGAACGAAAAUCAUCGAUUCCAUUAACGAACAAUUCAAGUACUACUCGAAAAUCAUUAUUAAUACCGCCGAAAAAAACACCCACUUCCAUUAGUAGAUUAAGUUCAUUGAAUUGGGAAGGAUCACAAUCUAAACUUAAUCAACCGCUUUCACCAUCGAAUUCUCUGAAUAGUAGUCAUUCUGAUUUAUCAUCCAAUCAACAACGUACAUCGAACAUCGCUACAAAAUCAACAUUAAGAACAUUUCGACCAGCGUCACAUUCGAUUGAUCUAAAUUUAGAUAAAAAACCGAAACAAGCUCGCAAUAGUCUCGAUACGACAGACAAUCAAUUAAUCAUACAAAAAGUUCUUUGUCAAUCACUUGAAGUUACUAAUGAACGUUUAAAGAAGCGAUAUCAGACGUUACUUAAUCGUUUUGAUCCAAUGCUCAUUUUAAGUCAAUAUUACAUAGCCGAAAAUGAACAAAUCAAACAACAACAUGAAUUAAAAUUAUCGAAAAUUCGAACAGAACAUAGUCAAUUAAAGAAUUUUAUCGAACAAUUACAAUUGUCUCAUAAAAAUGAAAUAGUUACUUUAAACGAAAAAUGCAAAAAUCAGAUUAAUGCAAUGAAAGAAACUUAUAACGAAAAAUGUCUUGAAUAUCAACGGCAAAUUGAUAAAUUAUGCAAUGAAAAAAUUCAAUUGGAAACUCGCUCCAAAUCACUUCAAGAACAAGUUGAUAGAUUUAUGGAAGAAAUGGAAAAUAGUGAACAUGCCGACCCAUUAUUACGACGUGUCGAAACACUUGAAAAAGAUAAGGCUAGUUUACAAACAGUGGUGGAAAUGAGAAAUCAAGAAUUAACACAAUUAAGAACUCGAAUCAAUGAACAAGUAUUUCAACGUGAAGAUCAAUUAGCGUUACAAAGACGAAUUGACAUGGCUGAAAAUCGAAAUCAAGACCUUGUUUGUCUUCUUCGCAAUUGGCAAUUAAAUGAAAAAGCGGCUAUGGUUGAACGUGAUCAGCUCAAAGAACAAGUAGCUCUAUUAGAGCGAGACAAUCAGCAGUUAACAUUUGAAAAAGAAACGUUACUCUAUCGUCUUCGUCAACGAUCUCUAUCAGCAUCAAUCACAUCGCCACCAAAAUCGAACGUAAAUUCGCGUUCUACGCAAAAAGUUCGCAAUCGAGCACGAAGUUUUUCGUCAAUAAUUGCAACUAAUAAUACUCAUGCGAAUGGGCAUCUUACACGCUCAUCGUCAUUGAACUGCAUUUUAAAUCGGUGA
Molecule: messenger RNA, 2376 nt
Organism: Rotaria socialis
Lineage: Eukaryota; Metazoa; Rotifera; Eurotatoria; Philodinida; Philodinidae
Source: the annotation of a GenBank genome assembly